AUCUAACUCAAAAUUUAAAAAGUCAUUUAAAAUCUGGGUGUAUUCAAUUCAAACUUUAAAAAAUCUUUCUAAAUAUGAUGGUAUUCAAAAAUUGAUGGAUUUUUAAAGAUUUUAAAAAUUGAAAAUUGUGGAUUUUGAUGGAUUUUCAUGCCUUGGGUAUAAAUACAAAUCCAAUUCCCAAAUCCAAUCAAAAGCCUUGGGAUUUUGCCUACUCCUAUUCUCGUUCUUCAUCUUCUCUCGUCCAUGCCUUGUUCUUCUGCCAAGUCACCGGAGCUCGGAACCCCGACGGAAGGCCUUCCUCGGCUCUGCACGCUGCUCUACUGCCGGGGUGCUGUUGGCCACUGCAAUCCUAUCGCCGAGGAGGUCGUCGUCGUCGCCGAGAAGGUCGUCCUAUCGCCGAGGAAGUUGUCUUGUUCGCCAAUAAGUAAGAAGUAUAAAAUCCUCCACCAGUCGACUGAGGAGCUGAUGGCGAGUGUAACCAGCGUUUCAUGGUCUCCACUCUUCAAUAAUUCGUCUCUUCUCUUGUUCUCUCGUUCCAAUUCACUCUCACCCACCUUGCAAUUCAAGGGCGUUUGCCAUCGGGAAUUGGUCUUGCUCCGAUCGCGCUCCUCGUCGGAUAAAGAUAUUGACGUUGAAAAAGAAUCCAAGACGGAGUUAUUGUCUCCUCCAUCUAGCAGUGAUUCGAGCAUUUCGUCAUACACUUGGUGUGCAUUCCUGGGUGGGAUUGGGUUCUUGGAAACUUCCUACUUAACACACGUCAAGCUCUCUGGUUCUGAUGCCUUUUGCCAUGUUGUUGGUGGCAGCUGCAGCAACAUCCUUAACAGCAGCUACUCGUUUGUAUUCGGAGUUCCACUUCCAUUGAUGGGUAUGGUUGCAUAUGGAUUAGUUGCAGUACUUGGGCUGCAAUUAGGAAGAAAGUGGUUGCCACUUGGAGUUGAAGAAGCUAAUGCGCAAUUUCUUUUACUUGGCACGACGACUUCUAUGGCUGCUGCUAGUGCAUACUUUUUGUACAUCCUAAAUACGAAAUUCCCUGGGGAGUGGUGUCUAUAUUGUUUGACAUCUUCUUUAUUAUCCUUCAGUUUAUUGUAUGUCACUCUAAAGGGGUUGGGUAUCAAGGAAAUGAAAAAAGAAUUGGUUUUACAGCUAUCUGUAGUGCUAUUGGUGGUUGUUGCGUUACAUAGUUCCUAUAAUCAGCAUGCCCCUCAGCUCACAAGUUCUGAGGCAGCUGAGCUGCCAUACUUCACCACUGAGAUCACAACUCAUUCAAGUCCUUAUGCUAUAUCUUUAGCAAAACAUCUAAGUUCAGUUGGAGCAAGAAUGUAUGGAGCUUUCUGGUGUUCACAUUGUCAAGACCAGAAACAGAUGUUUGGGAAAGAAGCAGCAGCUCUAUUGAACUAUGUAGAAUGCUUUCCUACUGGGAUGAAGAAAGGAACCACUAUGGCUUUGGAAUGUGAACUUGUUAAGAUUGAGGGGUUUCCAAUGUGGGUGAUUAAUGGACAGGUUCUAAAUGGAGAGCAGAAACUAUCUGAACUGGCUAAGGUGUCAGGAUUCCAAUAUGAUGAAUCAAGUUUAGCUAACUGACCUUGAUUGCUGGGACUAACCAAACCUUGAGAACUGCUCUAUAUACCUAUAGUAGCUGUGGGGAAGCGGAUUCCCGUCUAAAGUAUAGUACUCUUUGCAAGUUUGUUUUAAUCUACUCCGUAUUUAGAAAGACAGCAAUAAUGACGGAUCGGAGAUAGAGUUUCGGUGUGGUGUUAUGGACUUGGUGCCCUUGUAGUUAAAAAAUUGCCAUGGCAGUUUUCUUUGGUGCCCUCAUGUAGAAACAAAAAAGAAUAUGUAGAAAGGUGCCUUGCAAAUUGUGUGUUUUGAGGAUAAAACUGGUAGUGACAUGGAGUGUUAUGUACAUUAGGCUUGGUGAAUAAAAUAAUAAGCAUGCCCAAUAUUAGUGAGAUACGAUGGUAGACACAUGAGUAGGCCGAGAGGCCUAUUAGCCUACAUAAUGCUCUGUAUUAAGGUU
Cuscuta campestris is the source of this 2017-nucleotide messenger RNA. Lineage: Eukaryota; Viridiplantae; Streptophyta; Magnoliopsida; Solanales; Convolvulaceae. The record is from the annotation of a GenBank genome assembly.